This is a messenger RNA of Arvicola amphibius (Eurasian water vole), 2586 nucleotides long. RefSeq names its product CXXC finger protein 1 (gene Cxxc1). Lineage: Eukaryota; Metazoa; Chordata; Mammalia; Rodentia; Cricetidae. The record is from RefSeq and is a predicted model, not a curated record. Gene Ontology annotation, molecular function: zinc ion binding; DNA binding. The transcript is spliced from 15 exons. The coding region runs from base 329 to 2290 and encodes 653 amino acids. Gene Ontology annotation, biological process: positive regulation of DNA-templated transcription. Gene Ontology annotation, cellular component: Set1C/COMPASS complex.
ACUGACAAGGUGGCGGCGCACUCGGAGGCGCCGCGUUCUAGGCGCGGCCAUCGCUCCCGGAACGUACGGUGGCCGCUACCUUACGGACUCGAUGGUUAAGAUGGCGGCGCCUGGGCGACAGCGGCGGAUCUAGGUGGGCGACCCUAUUUGUUCCCUGCUCAGCGGUCUUCCCGGGCGUGAGGAACCAGAGUGCGGUGCCGCGGAGGCGGGCCCGGGAGCGGAAGUGGUUGUGGGCGCCUCUGCCACCGCCGCGGACGCUGCCCGGGGGCUCGCUCGGGUCCGCGGGUCGCUGCCCGGGGUCCGGAGCGGGUACGCCGUGAGCGCAGACAUGGAAGGAGAUGGUUCCGACCUGGAGCCCCCAGAUGCUGGGGAGGACAGCAAGUCUGAGAAUGGGGAGAACGCUCCCAUCUACUGCAUCUGCCGCAAACCGGACAUCAACUGCUUCAUGAUUGGCUGUGAUAACUGCAAUGAGUGGUUCCAUGGGGACUGCAUCCGGAUCACUGAGAAAAUGGCCAAGGCCAUCCGCGAAUGGUACUGUAGGGAGUGCCGAGAGAAGGACCCGAAGUUGGAGAUUCGUUAUCGGCACAAAAAGUCCCGGGAGCGUGAUGGCAGUGAGCGGGACGGCAGUGAGCCCCGGGAUGAGGGAGGAGGGCGCAAGAGGCCUGCUUCAGAUCCAGACCUGCAGCGCCGGGCAGGGUCAGGGACAGGGGUUGGGACCAUGCUUGCUCGGGGCUCUGCUUCGCCCCACAAAUCUUCUCCACAGCCCUUGGUGGCCACACCUAGCCAGCAACAGCAGCAACAGAUCAAACGGUCAGCCCGAAUGUGUGGUGAGUGUGAGGCAUGCCGGCGCACCGAGGACUGUGGCCACUGCGACUUCUGCCGUGACAUGAAGAAGUUUGGGGGCCCCAACAAGAUCCGGCAGAAGUGCCGGCUUCGCCAGUGUCAGCUGCGGGCACGGGAAUCGUACAAGUACUUCCCUUCCUCGCUCUCGCCGGUGACGCCCUCAGAGGCCCUGCCAAGGCCCCGCCGGCCACCACCCACUCAACAACAGCCGCAGCCGUCGCAGAAGCUGGGGCGUAUCCGUGAAGAUGAGGGGACAGUGUUGUCAUCAGUGGUUAAGGAGCUACCAGAGGCUACAGCCACACCGGAGCCACUUUCAGAUGAGGACCUGGCACUGGACCCUGAUCUGUACCAGGACUUCUGUUCGGGGGCCUUGGAUGACCACGGCCUACCCUGGAUGAGUGACGCAGAAGAGUCCCCCUUCAUGGACCCUGCCCUGAGGAAACGAGCAGUCAAAGUGAAGCACGUGAAGCGUCGCGAGAAGAAGUCUGAAAAGAAGAAGGAGGAGAGAUAUAAACGGCAUCGACAGAAGCAGAAGCAUAAAGACAAGUGGAAACACCCAGAAAGGGCUGAUGCCAAGGACCCUGCAUCACUACCGCAGUGCCUGGGGCCUGGCUGUGUGCGUGCUGCCCAGCCUGGUUCCAAGUAUUGUUCAGAUGACUGUGGCAUGAAGCUGGCAGCCAACCGAAUCUAUGAGAUCCUCCCCCAGCGCAUCCAGCAGUGGCAGCAAAGCCCCUGCAUUGCUGAAGAGCAUGGCAAGAAGCUCCUUGAACGCAUCCGCCGUGAGCAGCAGAGUGCCCGCACCCGUCUCCAGGAGAUGGAGCGCAGGUUCCACGAGCUUGAGGCCAUCAUUCUUCGAGCUAAGCAGCAGGCUGUGCGCGAGGACGAGGAGAACAACGAGAACGACAGUGACGACACAGACCUGCAGAUCUUCUGCGUCUCCUGUGGGCAUCCCAUCAACCCACGUGUUGCCUUGCGCCACAUGGAGCGUUGCUAUGCCAAGUAUGAGAGCCAGACAUCCUUUGGGUCCAUGUACCCCACACGCAUUGAAGGGGCAACCCGACUCUUCUGUGAUGUCUACAAUCCCCAGAGCAAAACAUACUGUAAGCGGCUCCAGGUGCUAUGUCCUGAGCACUCACGGGACCCCAAAGUGCCAGCUGAUGAGGUCUGUGGGUGUCCACUUGUACGUGAUGUCUUUGAGCUCACGGGUGACUUCUGUCGCCUGCCCAAGCGCCAGUGCAAUCGCCAUUAUUGCUGGGAGAAGCUUCGGCGUGCAGAAGUGGACUUGGAGCGUGUUCGGGUGUGGUACAAGCUGGACGAGCUAUUUGAGCAGGAACGGAAUGUUCGCACAGCCAUGACCAACCGAGCAGGAUUACUUGCCCUGAUGCUGCACCAAACAAUCCAACAUGACCCACUCACUACCGACCUUCGAUCUAGUGCUGACCGCUGAGCUUCACCAGCCCAGAGCCCCUCAACCCUGCCUUCCAGUUAGGGGAGUGGCCCUGCAUCGCCAGCUUUCUGUUCCUCCGUUCAUCUGUUAUUCCACCACUCCUUAGUUUUUUCCCUGUGCCCAUCUCCUUUCCGGCUUCCAUUUGCCCUUAUUAAAGGGCCUCUGAUGUCCCUUGUCUGUCUGUCCCUCUCCAUAUUCAGUGCUGGGGUGAGACCGUAGAGUUUACUCACCUUCGCCUAUUCCCAUCCCCUAAACAAACCGGUUUUGUUAAUAAAAUUUUGAACAACCAACAGGAA